Merops nubicus (carmine bee-eater) is the source of this 1170-nucleotide messenger RNA. Its product is annotated as F-box/LRR-repeat protein 13-like. The record is from RefSeq and is a predicted model, not a curated record. Lineage: Eukaryota; Metazoa; Chordata; Aves; Coraciiformes; Meropidae. Gene Ontology annotation, cellular component: SCF ubiquitin ligase complex. Gene Ontology annotation, molecular function: protein binding. Gene Ontology annotation, biological process: SCF-dependent proteasomal ubiquitin-dependent protein catabolic process.
AUUUCAGUUGAUGGCUUCAGAAAUAUUGCCAAUGGCUGCAGUGGGAUUCAAGAUUUGCUAAUCAACAAAAUGCCAACUCUUGCAGACAGAUGUAUUCAAGCUCUGGUUGAAAAAUGCCAACAGAUAAUGGCUGUUGUCUUUCAUGACUCUCCACAUCUUUCUGAUACAACUUUUAAAGCUCUUACUGAAUGUAAACUUGUCAAAGUCAGCAUUGAAGGGAAUAACCAAAUUACUGAUUUGAGUUUAGAGUUGGUGAGUAAAUGCUGCCCAUACAUCAGACACAUUCAUAUGGCUGAUUGCCAGAGGAUUACGGAUGCUGGCCUUAAGAUGAUUUCACCACUGAAGCAUAUUCUUGUACUGAACGUGGCAAACUGCAGAAGAAUCAGUGAUGGAGGUGUAAGGCCAUUUGUACAAGGUUCUUCAGGAGCACAGCUUAGAGAGCUGAAUUUGGCUGAUUGUAUUUGCGUCACUGAUGCUUCUGUCACAGAAAUAGCACAAAGAUGUCAUGAAUUGACCUACCUAAAUCUGCAUCACUGUGAAAAUGUGACUGAUGCUGGAAUUGAAGCUUUGAGAAAUAUAUCAUCGUUAAUAUCCAUUGAUCUCUCUGGAACCAGCAUCUCAGAUACGGGCUUGGGAGCUCUUGGUCACCAUGGAAAAAUAAAGGAACUUUAUAUAUCAGAAUGCAAAACCAUCAGUGAUACUGGGAUUCAGGAGUUCUGCAGGGGCACAAAAAACCUGCAGCUCUGCCAUGUCUCUUACUGCCCUCAGCUGACAGAUGAAGCUGUGAGAUCGAUGGCAUUUCACUGCCACAGGCUGACGUCUGUCAACAUUGCGGCUUGCCCAAAGAUGACUGAUACCUGUAUCCAAUACCUGGCUGCAGCCUGCCAUUAUCUUCACUUCUUGGAUGUCUCAGGUUGCAUUCAUCUUACUGACAAAGCACUGAAAUGUCUUUGGAAAGGUUGUAAGCAACUGCAGAUUCUCAAGAUGCUGUAUUGCAGAAAUGUUACCAAACAAGCUGUCUUGAAAUAUGCAGCCAAGCUGGUGAAACCAGAACAUACUGAUGCUGACCCACCUUCCUGGCUUGGAUAUGAUCGAGAUGGUAACAUACUCCCUUCACCAAAAAAAACACACCAGAGCCUGAAUAAACAAAUUCUUCAAAACAAAAGAUGA